AUGUAUCUCAACUGGGCUCACCACUAUAUUCCAAAAAUUGGCGGUGUUUUUUCAAUUAUUAUCAAUUUGCUAUUCAUAUUUAUUGCUCAUGACGAUAAGCACGUGCAUUUUGGAAAUUAUCGAUUUUUAUUGAUUUUUUUCGGAAUUUAUAAUUUAUUGUGCACUGUAGUGGAUUUGAUUGUUCCUACGUGCGUUAUCGACUAUAACUACGCGUUUUCCUACUACGUUGUUGAUGGAUAUUUUGAAAAAACAUCUCCAUAUGCUCCUUUUGUUCUAUGCCUUCGAAGCAGCAUUAUAUCAGCCGGCUACGGAGUUCUGCACGCUCAUUUUGUUUAUCGGUACUUGGUGCUUUUUAACCAACAACUCCUGAACACCUACUUCCUUCCCUACGGCUUACUACUCUCUGUAGCUCACUGCUUCCUGCUCACCAGCGCCUGGACCUUCUCCGCCUACCUUCUUCUAGUCCCGGAGCCAGAAAGAAGGUUUUAUAUGGCUCAGGUGAUAAGUGAAGUUUUAUCACAAAAUGUGCAUGAGAUGAAUAUUUUGAUAGCGGUUUAUGAGGACCUAAGCCCAAAAGUCACUUGGAACUCCAGACUUGGUGUAUUCUUGGUGUCUAUCAUCUCAAUACUAUCCGUACUUAUCUACAUUUUAUUCAGCAUCUUAAUCGUCUCUAAACUCCGGAGCACCGACCUGGCACUUAGCCAAAAAACCAAGCGACUCCAGAAGCAGUUGGCCAAAUCCCUGGCGGUUCAGGCCACAAUUCCCCUUAUCGUAGAUCUUUUUCCGUGCUUUUUUGUGUGGUACAUGCCGAUUUUCAAAGUUAACAUUGGGUACUGGACAUAUUGGUUCGCGUCGAUUUUUAUAUCGUUUUUUCCGGUUUUCGACCCCCUGGCGAUGUUUUACUUUUUGCCGGUGUUUCGAGUUAGGCUCCGACAAAUUUUGAGAAUGAAAGAACGACCUGCAAGGGUUUCUGCUAUGACUCAUACUGAUAUUUCUCGAUUUUUUUAA
Molecule: messenger RNA, 1008 nt
Organism: Caenorhabditis elegans
Lineage: Eukaryota; Metazoa; Nematoda; Chromadorea; Rhabditida; Rhabditidae
Gene: srj-26
Product: Serpentine Receptor, class J
Exons: 5
Coding region: 1-1008 (335 amino acids)
Source: RefSeq, marked reviewed